CGGGAGAUGUGGGAGCAGAGCCUGGUGGUGUCGGUGCCGGAGAAGGAGAUCCUGCACAGGGAGCAUGCUGUGGUGCAUGGCAAGGCGGCCUUAGCCGUGGCGCUGGACCUGAAGACCUUCCUCCGCCUUCGGCCCUGCAGCGAGAGCAGGGUGUGCAUCCGCCUGCCCGGGGUCGGAGUCAUGAGGAGCUGGGGCGCCCUCAGCCUCCAGGUCCUGCGGAGGGGCUUUGCAGCUGGCAUUGAUGAAUCAAAGUCCCUCAAUGCAGAGCAGCUGGAUACACUGAAAGAGUUUGCUGGCAUUGCUGCCGGAGCCUCGGCUCCUGAGAUCCUCGCUGUUCUUGCCUUCCUUUACAUGUACCUGCCUAUUUUGGCUAACCAUGGAGAUGUUCCCAGUAUGGACGUACUUGUGUGGUCGGAGCUGCCCACAGGAGCUGGUCUGGGUUUCAGUGCUGCCUACGUUGUCUGCUUGGCCACGGCCCUGUUGACUGUGUGUGGAGCCAUCUCCUGCCCUCUGAAGGAGGGAGAAUCCAUGGCCGGGUGGACAGAAGGAGAGCUGGCUUUGAUUAACCACUGGGCCUUCCAAGGGGAGCGGGUGAUCCAUGGCAACCCCUCAGGGGUGGAUAAUGCUCUUGGUACCUGGGGUGGAGCCCUGAGAUACCAAUUAGGAAAAAUCACACCAUUAAAGAAGGUGCUGCUGCUGAAGAUCUUGCUGACCAACACAAAAGUCCCUCAAAGCACCAAGGUCCUGGUGGCUGGUGUCAAGGAGAAGAUCCUGAAGUUCCCUGCUAUAAUGAUCCCGGUGCUGGACUCCAUCGAUGCAAUUUCUCAGGAGUGCCAAAGUGUUAUAGAAGCAAUGCCUGCAAAUCCAUCACCUUUU
Messenger RNA from Pezoporus occidentalis (night parrot), 876 nucleotides. Its product is annotated as mevalonate kinase-like. Gene Ontology annotation, molecular function: mevalonate kinase activity; ATP binding. The record is from RefSeq and is a predicted model, not a curated record. Gene Ontology annotation, biological process: isoprenoid biosynthetic process; isopentenyl diphosphate biosynthetic process, mevalonate pathway; cholesterol biosynthetic process. NCBI's taxonomy places the organism in Eukaryota, Metazoa, Chordata, Aves, Psittaciformes, Psittacidae. Gene Ontology annotation, cellular component: cytosol; cytoplasm.